AGAGGAAAACCAACAAGUCGCCAACAGGUUUAGCAACUGCAAGAGUUUCCCUUUGGGUGCCUGUGGAUGCCAACAGUCUGCAGUGACGCAGAAGCAGCUUCUUCAAAACAAGGUAGGUGUGGUGCCCCACCAAGGCUAAGCUUUGCUGAGCUGCAGGAUGAGUUUAAGACCCAGAUGUACUUAUCUGGGACCACCGUGAGCUAUAACUGCCUCCCAGGUUACCGAAGAGUCCCUGAAGAGUUGCCCACUCUUCUUUGCAAAAGAGAAUCAGUGUGGUCAGAACCCAAAGAGUUUUGUCAAAGGAAAUCAUGUGGACAUCCAGGAGACCUAGUUAAUGGCAAGAUUCAUAUCACAGAUCUCCUGUUUGGUUCGGACAUUACAUUUUCUUGUGACAAAGGGUUCAGAUUAGUUGGACAUGAUACUAGUCGGUGUGUGACGGAGGGAGCAAGGGUCACAUGGAAUCAUGAAAUUCCAUUUUGUGAAGUUGGGUGUCAGAAGCCAGAGGUGCAAAAUGGAAGCAUGGUCAAUGCACUGGAUGAAAAAAUGUGGUACCGUGUGAAUGAAACCCUUCCUUUCAAAUGUUCUCCUGGGUACCAAUUUUCAAGCCAUUCCCAGCUGCCUGCAACAGACAGAUUUAGUAUUACUUGUUUAGCAGACGGCAGUUGGACAGCAUUACCGAAGUGUAAAAAGCAAAGCACUUCUGAUGUGUGUGAGACAGUUUCUGAGAAAGAGCUCAAAGAGUGUGGGGUGCCUCUGGAGAUGCUGAGAAAUCUGCUGGAAGUGCAGAAACUCUAUCUGGAGAUUGAGAAACUGAAGAAGGAGCUUAAGUAGUAUGAAUAGCUGAGACCUGUGAUCCAUACUGUGAUAAAUUGUCUCCCCUUUGGAUGCAGUUUAUAUAAUUACACUACAUACAGGAUGACUUUCUAAAUUCAUAGAACUUGCUAAUAUAGCUAAUAACUCAGAAUAGGCAGUAAAUAGGGAUCAGAUUUCCUUCCUGGGUGCAGCUUUUUAGGGUUUUUUGUUUUCCCCUUUAAUUUCACAGAUUUGAGUUUCCACUUGAUAAGGGAUUUCAGGUUCUCAUAUAGGCUUUAAGGGUUAUAGUGAAGGAUAGAGUUGAGAUUUGGCUUUCCUUAGGUAAAUUGACCAAGUAGCAUGGAAGCAAAUUAUCAGUUGAUGCAAGCUUUACAUAAUAUGCAAAAGGAAACUCGAGUCUAACGUCAGCUUUGUAGACAUCCCGUAAUUGCUGCUUACAUUUAACUUUAAUGCACCAAAACACACAUUCAAAGUGUUGAAUGGGUAUGUAACUGCCCGAUUUUUCCCCACACAUUAAGAGCGGAGGUGACAAUAAAUUCCUGUACCACUCUAAAAAUGUGUAGUGGCUGAAAAAAGCCUCUAUGCUGCCUUGUCUCCUCAAUUACAAAUGCAGCAGGAUGCUUCCUUUUAGGGACACUCAGCCUUGUCAAACUGAACAAAGCCGUUUUUGAAAUCUCUUAUCCCCCAAGGCACUUGUAUAGCUGUACUCGGCCACACACACACAGGAGUAGAUGGCAAUCUAAAUUGUAGAGAAGCAACCAUCUGAGUCAAUUCCCCAGUGAAUGAUAGGGGUGUUCUCUAACCUAUGCCUUUGUGAUCAAGUAAUAAUUCCUGACCUGCAGGGCUAUAAUAAAAUGCAAUUGUAACAAC
Dermochelys coriacea (leatherback sea turtle) is the source of this 1683-nucleotide messenger RNA. Its product is annotated as complement decay-accelerating factor-like. The coding region runs from base 67 to 831 and encodes 254 amino acids. The record is from RefSeq and is a predicted model, not a curated record. The transcript has 7 exons. Lineage: Eukaryota; Metazoa; Chordata; Testudines; Dermochelyidae.